AUGGCGGCCGAGGGCGAGUACGAGUCGAUCCUGUGCGUGAAACCCGAUGUCAACGUUUAUCGCAUCCCGCCGCGCGCUUCGAACCGCGCCUACAGGGCAGCGGACUGGAAGCUGGAUACUCCAGACUGGUCCGGUCGGAUGAGGGUCACAGCCAAGGGCCAAGUGGCGUUCAUCAAACUGGAGGACAAGAUCUCAGGGGAGCUGUUUGCCCAGGCACCGAUUAAUGAGUACCCCGGUGCUGCAAUGGAGACGGUCAGCGACUCCAGCCGGUACUUCGUUCUGCGGAUACAGGAUGACAACGGUCGCAGUGCUUUUAUAGGAGUCGGCUUCGGGGACCGAGGGGACGCUUUUGAUUUCAACGUGGCUCUGCAGGAUCAUUUCAAAUGGGUGAAACAGGAGAAUGAAUUCAGUAAAAACGCUCAGCUCGGGGAUUCGGGACCUAAACUGGACUUGGGCUUUAAAGAGGGACAGACCAUCACACUGAACAUAGGGCAAGGUAGAAAGAGGGACAAACCCCGCCCACAGGGCUCAAGCGGGUUUGGACUCCUCCCACCACCACCUGGAGGCAAGAUAGCCCCGCCUCCUCUGUCAGGCCCAUCCAAUCACAACGAAGCCCCUCAGACGGGCAACAUGGCAACAGCCUGCCUGUUGGAGCUGGACAGUAGUAACUCGAACACAGUGGUUCAGUCAAACCCUAGUUCAGAUCUUUGGGGAGACUUCUCCGCUCCUGCAAGCUCCGUUCCUCCACCGUCACGACCGCAGAACGACGCCGGACAAUGGAUCCAGUUUUGAGUCUCCGGCUUGUCGCGUCGGUUGUGACCUCCAUCUCACCUGCAUCUGUGUCCGUAGCUUCCUGUGCAUCACACAGAG
Messenger RNA from Anoplopoma fimbria (sablefish), 870 nucleotides. RefSeq names its product NECAP endocytosis associated 1 (gene necap1). Gene Ontology annotation, biological process: endocytosis. The coding region runs from base 1 to 792 and encodes 263 amino acids. The transcript is spliced from 8 exons. The record is from RefSeq and is a predicted model, not a curated record. Gene Ontology annotation, cellular component: membrane; clathrin vesicle coat. Lineage: Eukaryota; Metazoa; Chordata; Actinopteri; Perciformes; Anoplopomatidae.